AUGUGUAAUGAUAUUAUUCUUAAAGUAUCCAACCUUAUCGCUUUUAUUUUAUUGACAGCAGUAAAAGGUUUUACAACCUUUAAUAAUAAAGUAGCGAAUAAUGACUUUUUACUUGAAACAUACAAUAGUACUACGACAUUCACAAAUGUUUACCUUUUGCCCAAGCAAUACACUUUUGGAAUUUGGGGACUGAUUUAUAUUUUACUUGCUGGGUUCGUUUUAUAUCAGCAGUGGACCGAAAAAGCAAAUAAUGUGACCAUUCAUGGAGUUUCAUAUCAUUUCUGUAUAGCCGCUACCUUAAACAUUAUCUGGUUAAUUCUAAUAUGGUUUAUACAAGAAAACGAAAAACUCUUUAUUAUUAUAGAUACUUUGGUCAUUACAACCCUCUUCGUAUUCUUAUAUUUUAUAUAUGAUAACUUAGAAGAACAUUAUCCUCCAGAAACACUUACAGAUCGAAUAUUUGUUCAUGCACCUUUUAAAAUAUAUUUCGCAUGGACUUUCAUAACACUAAUUAUAAACUUUUGGAUUGCAAUUCCUACGCUCAAUACAAUUAUAAUAUCAAGUAUUACUCUUGUAUACCUUGGAUUUAUGGGACUUUAUUAUGUUGAUUAUCGUAAAAAAGCCGACCUUUUUAUUACUGCAACUAUUGCUUGGGCACUUGUCGGUAUCGCUAUAAAGCAUUAUGAGAUUUUGCCUAUUUUAGCUGCUUCUUCCUUCUCUAUUGGGAUGAUCUUGGGAGGUGUUCUCAGAUAUAAUUAUGAUAUUUAUAUAAUUUAUAAUGAAAAGGGAUUUUAA
Molecule: messenger RNA, 795 nt
Organism: Rhizophagus irregularis DAOM 181602=DAOM 197198
Lineage: Eukaryota; Fungi; Glomeromycota; Glomeromycetes; Glomerales; Glomeraceae
Source: RefSeq, a predicted model, not a curated record